Molecule: messenger RNA, 2352 nt
Organism: Pristis pectinata (smalltooth sawfish)
Lineage: Eukaryota; Metazoa; Chordata; Chondrichthyes; Rhinopristiformes; Pristidae
Product: stathmin-3-like
Exons: 5
Coding region: 108-644 (178 amino acids)
Biological process (GO): microtubule depolymerization; neuron projection development; regulation of microtubule polymerization or depolymerization
Cellular component (GO): neuron projection; cytoplasm
Molecular function (GO): tubulin binding
Source: RefSeq, a predicted model, not a curated record
GUUUGCACACCACUGAGUCAGUGCCUUAUUCAGACAUCUGCCUCCACACCACUGCAGCACAGACUCAUCUCAUUCCUGCUACUUGAGCCUCUACAUCCUACAUCAUCAUGUCUAGCACCGUAGCAGCCUACAAGGAGAAAAUGAAGGAGCUGUCAAUGCUCUCACUGAUCUGUUCUUGCUUCUAUACUCAACCACAUCCCAACACAAUUAACAAAUUUGGUGAUAUGGAAGUGAAGUCAAUUAAUAAGCGUGCAUCUGGACAGGCUUUUGAAGUUAUUCUGAAACCACAGUCCACUGAUUUGUCACCUGAGCAACCCAUCACACCAAAGAAGAAGGACAUCUCUUUGGAGAAACUCCAGAACCAGCUGGAUGCUGCUGAGGACAGGAGAAAGUCCCAAGAAAUGCAGCUUCUGCAGCAACUUGCAGAAAAACAACAACACAGGCGCAUUGUUCUACACAGGGCGAUUGUGGAUAACUGUAACUUCAGCUCAACAACUGAAAGGAAGUUAAAUCAGAAAAUGGAAACCUGUAAUGAAAAUCGCAAAGCUCAUAUAGCUGCUCUCAAGGAUCGUCUGCGUGAGAAGGAAAGGCAUGCAGCUGAGGUCCGUAGAAACAAGGUGCUACGAGAGGAACUUUCUGGCUAAAAGCCGUUCUAUUGCUUUCUGAAGAACACCGUGGAAUGAAUCUAAUAAUAAAAUCCUGGUUAUCACGAUACGACUUUUGUUUCUGAAUUCAGUACUUCUAUAUAAUAGAUCAUGCUUUUUAGCAUUCAGAAUAUUGGUUCUUUCUUUAUGUGCAAUACCGAGAGUUGUAAGCAGGCAAAAAUCAGCAGCACAUCAGUAAUCUAAUAAUAUUUGAAACAUUGAGUAUUAAUUGUUAUUGACAUCAUAAUCUGCCAAUGUAUUUUAACAUGUAUAUAUAGAUGCAUUAUAUUAAUUGACAGAUUCAACCUACAAUUAUAAAAAAUGCCAACAAAUUAAUUAAUAUGUUUUUUAUAUUUUCUGUAUAAUUGAACCAUUAUGUUUUCCUGAAAUUAUUAGGUGCCCGUAAGUAUUAGAAGCAUUGGAUAGAUUUCACUAUUCUCACUGGAGCUGUCCUCUUGGUCUUAUACUUAGAGAUAGCAAUAUCUAUCUAUCAGCAUGAUGUCAUUGUCAAAAUCUAUAUCCAUUUGAAGAAUAAUUGAGUAUCUCUGAUAAAGUUUAUUUGCACCAGUCAUUAUUUGUAUGUCAGACCCAAUUCAUCAAAUCAAAUAGAUAAAAUUGACGAUUUCUCAAACAUACUUCUGAAAAAGUGUGCCUAAGAUGUAUUUUAAAAUAUAUAUUUUAUUAUUUAAAUAUUCUUUUAUUUAAUAAUGGCUUUAUUUUUAAAUUUUCAUUAAGAACAAUAAGUUAACAAACACUUGAUUUUAGAUGAAUGUCAACGAAAUAUUCAGUGGAAAUAUCACAGAUUAAUUAUGACCUGUUGCUACCUGAAGGUCUAUAUGUCUUUACACACUAUGGAAUGUUCAAUCUUAUCAAAUGGCGAUGUUAUUCACUAGGCCUUCGAAAGAACUAUCUAGUUGGCUCUUUAUGUGGGUUGAACUUGUUCAUAAACAGUGUAAGUUCCAUCUUUAAAUAUAAAAUGUCAUUGGUAGCAUUGUAUUAUAUAUUAAUCUUUCUAUAUGUUACACUCUCUAAAGAGGGGGAAACUUCCAUGUAAGUAAGCAAUGUUUGGUGAAAUUAGUCUCUCUACAAAAAUAAAUGGUAUGUGUGAGGAAAGUCCUAAAUUAUCCAGCUAAUUUUUUGUCUUAUUACUGCUAUAGCUGUGCUGAGUAGAAAAUGGUUUGCCAAAUAUAAAGCUGUAUAAGUUCCAGAGUGUUUGUUUGUUGUGUGGUAUCUAACUUUGAAGAUUCUUUUGUAAAUACCUACUUUUAUUUUUAAAAGUUGUGAUUGGCAGGCUAGUACAUAAUUCAUAACACUGUAUCAUGCUAACACUUCAUUUAAUUAUGUGCCAUUUCACCUCGAGCUCUGACAGUUUGUGUAUUUGCCUAUCGGACUUGAAACUAGAGUCAGGGUAAGACCGUAAAUGAUGCUAGAUUCUUUCAUCUACUCACUGUAAGUGAAGGUGGCAUGUUUUAAUCACUUGAUUAGAUCUUGCUAUUCUUGAUGUGUUUGUAUAUGAAUCCUUUGAAUUUUUUGGGAAGAUACUAACAAAUCUCUCUCACUUUACACAAUUAAAAGUGACUGGAGGUAGUCAAUUUGAAGAUUCUUGCCCACCCAUUUUAGAUUCAUAAUGUGCAUUUAAAUGUCAGUUUAAGAUUGCUGUGAUGUGCAAGAUGUGAUUACAAAAUAAAGUUCAUGAUAUACACAGUUA